GGAAGUGCGUUGCGGUACCGGAUGUGAGGCGGGGCCUUCUCCGCCCCCUUGCCCCGGGCCAGCUUCCUAAAGCGAAAGAACCCAGCCGGCGUCUCUCGCGAUGGAGGCGGUCCCUUUUUCAGAGAGCUACCCAGCUGUGGAAAAUGAGCAUCUUCAAGAGACUCCGGAAUCCAACAAUAGCGUGUAUACUUCCUUCAUGAAGUCUCAUCGCUGCUAUGACCUGAUUCCCACAAGCUCAAAACUGGUUGUAUUUGAUACUUCCCUUCAGGUGAAGAAAGCUUUCUUUGCUUUGGUGACUAAUGGUGUCCGGGCUGCCCCUUUGUGGGAUAGUAAGAAGCAGAGUUUUGUGGGCAUGCUGACCAUCACUGAUUUCAUCAAUAUCCUGCACCGCUACUAUAAAUCAGCCUUGGUGCAGAUCUAUGAGCUGGAAGAACACAAGAUAGAAACUUGGAGAGAGGUGUACCUACAGGACUCCUUUAAACCACUUGUCUGCAUUUCUCCUAAUGCCAGCUUGUUUGAUGCUGUCUCUUCAUUAAUUCGAAACAAGAUCCACAGGCUGCCAGUUAUUGACCCGGAAUCAGGCAACACCUUGUACAUCCUCACCCACAAGCGCAUCCUCAAGUUCCUCAAGUUAUUUAUCACCGAGUUCCCCAAGCCAGAGUUCAUGUCUAAGUCUCUGGAAGAGCUACAGAUUGGCACCUAUGCCAACAUUGCUAUGGUCCGCACCACCACCCCUGUGUACGUGGCUCUGGGCAUCUUUGUACAGCACCGAGUCUCAGCCCUGCCAGUGGUGGAUGAGAAAGGGCGUGUGGUGGACAUCUACUCCAAGUUUGAUGUUAUCAACCUGGCAGCAGAAAAGACCUACAACAACCUAGAUGUGUCGGUGACCAAAGCCCUGCAACAUCGAUCACAUUACUUUGAGGGUGUUCUCAAGUGCUACCUGCAUGAGACUCUGGAAACCAUCAUCAACAGGCUGGUAGAAGCAGAGGUUCACCGACUUGUAGUGGUGGAUGAGAAUGAUGUGGUCAAGGGGAUUGUAUCCCUGUCUGACAUCUUGCAGGCGCUGGUGCUCACAGGCGGAGAGAAGCCCUGAGCCGGGGGAAGGGGUCGUGCAGCACCAGGGCAUAUGCCCUACUCACUGCCUGCCCAAAGCUCUGGGAACCACAGAUGAUACCCUUAGAGAAUUGUGACUCUGUUCCCUGCCCAGGAGCCCCCUACCCUUCUACAUGGAGGAGGGAUCGUGUAGGGGAGGAAGGAAAAUGGAUUUUUAGCUCUCCUUAUCCUCACCCUUGAGGAAAACUUUCAGCCUAGCCCAUCCUAGCCCCUUUCCUUUUAGACAUAGCCCCUUUUCUGGGUGACCUAUGGACUCUGUGCUCCUCAGGCAAAUCCUGAUCUCUAAGAGAUCCUCAGACCUCACCCAGCCUUUGCCUCUGUCCCUGACUCCACCCUAAGAUAAUAGGCACAACAGAACUCUGCAUAAAGAUGUUUUUAUUCAUCAUGUUUCAUGCUGUAUGGAGGAGGCUGAGUCCAUGUAGUGGCAUUUCUUCCUCUAAUGGGAGUGGGGAGGAUCAUGGGGAGGAGGGCCCUUGGCUUCCUGUGCUGUAUGCACAUGAAAGGAGAUGAGAGUUGCAGGGAGGGGGAGGGCAGAGUGGUUAGCUGAGGUUAUUGCUUUUCCUGGCAAACCUAAUUAAAAUGACAGGAGCCUCUUCAUGGUA
Messenger RNA from Cervus elaphus (red deer), 1715 nucleotides. It is a transcript of the gene PRKAG1, whose product is annotated as protein kinase AMP-activated non-catalytic subunit gamma 1. The transcript is spliced from 12 exons. Bases 101 to 1093 code for a protein of 330 amino acids. NCBI's taxonomy places the organism in Eukaryota, Metazoa, Chordata, Mammalia, Artiodactyla, Cervidae. The record is from RefSeq and is a predicted model, not a curated record.